Messenger RNA from Ostreobium quekettii, 1974 nucleotides. The record is from the annotation of a GenBank genome assembly. Lineage: Eukaryota; Viridiplantae; Chlorophyta; Ulvophyceae; Bryopsidales; Ostreobiaceae.
AUGAGGGGCACCCCGCUGGCCCCUGCCGCCCCGAAAACAGACCGGUCCAGGGCCCAUGCCUCGGGCCGCGUGUGUGCCGUCGCGACGCCCUCCAAGCCCCCCACCACCAGAAAGGCGCGGCGCAGCAAGGUGGAGAUCAUCAAGGAGGGAAGCGACUUCCUGCGCCACCCCCUGAUGGAGGAGCUUGUGAGCGACAAGACCUUCAUCAACGAGCAGGCGCAGCAGCUCAUGAAGUUCCACGGGAGCUACCAGCAGGACCACAGGGAGAAGAGGGCCUUCGGCCAGGGGAAGUUCUACCAGUUCAUGAUGCGCACGAGGCAGCCCGGAGGGCUGGUCCACUGGCAGCUGUAUGUUGUCAUGGACGAUCUUGCCGAUAAGUACGGCAGCGGCACUCUGCGGCUCACGACGCGGCAGACCUUCCAGCUGCACGGCGUCCUUAAGGAGGACCUCAAGACCGUGUUCUCGACCGUCAUCAAGAACAUGGGCUCCACGCUGGGCGCUUGCGGGGACAACAACCGCAACGUGCUGUCGCCCCCCGCGCCCUACAAGAACCGGCCGGACUACGCCUACGCGACCCAGUAUGCGAAGGACAUCGCAGACCUGCUGGCGCCACAGUCUGGGGCGUACUACGAUGUGUGGCUGGACGGGGAGAAGUUCGUGUCUGUUCACAAGGAGAAUCCGAAGGUCACUGAAGAUCGGGCUUUCAGCAAGUUUGGCACCAACUUUGAGGGCUCUGCAGAGCCCAUCUAUGGCAGCCAGUUCCUCCCUCGUAAGUUCAAGAUCGCCAUCACUGUGCCUGGGGACAACAGCAUUGACCUGCUGACGAACGACAUUGGCUUGGUGGUGAUGUGUGACGACAAGGGCGAGUUGCAGGGCUUCGAUGUGUUGGUGGGAGGUGGAAUGGGAAGGACCCACAGAAAUGAAGACACGUUCCCACGUCUGGCAGACCCUCUGGGGUAUGUGGACAAGGACGACGUCUUUCAUGUCGUAAAAGCCAUUGUUGCAACGCAGAGGGAUUAUGGCAGACGGGACGAUAGGAAGAUGGCCAGGAUGAAGUACUUGGUGGCUUCAUGGGGAUUGGACAAGUUCCGGUCUGUGGUGGAGCAGUACUUCGGGAAGAAGUUCCAGGCCUUCAAACCCCUUCCUCCAUGGAAGUAUCUGGACUACCUUGGUUGGGGUGAGCAGGGCGAUGGUAACUACUACUAUGGCAUCCAUGUGCAGAAUGGUAGGGUUAAGGGGGACGUGAAAAAGGUUUUAAGGACAGUGAUCGAGCGUUACGAGCUGCCGACGAUGAUCACAGCCAACCAGAACAUCGUCCUGACCGACAUUAGGCCCACAUGGAAGGCGGAUAUUGCCGCAACCCUGGCGGCAGGAGGCGUUGUGGAUGUUGUGGAACUGGGUGACAUUGAGCGAUACUCUAUGGCGUGCCCUGCUUUACCGCUGUGCGGGCUGGCAAUUGGUGAGGCAGAGCGAGGUCUUCCUGGUGUCACCACGCGGCUGACGACGCUGAUGCGUGCGGUGGGGCUGCCAGAAAUGCCGAUUGUGGUUCGAAUGACAGGCUGCCCCAAUGGUUGUGCCAGGCCCUACAUGGCUGAGCUGGGCUUCGUCUGUGACGGCCCCAACACUUACCAGAUUUGGCUUGGCGGCGACCAGGGCCAAACUCGCCUGGCGCAGUGCUUCAUGGACAGGAUGAAGCUCAACGACCUGGAGACAGUGAUGGAGCCCAUCUUCUUCUUUUAUAGCCAACAGCGAAAGCAUGACGAAGGCUUUGGGGAUUUCUGCGCAAGGGUCGGGUUUGACGCGCUCCGGGACUACCAGAAUGGCUACAUCAAGGUGGAGGAUGUUGGGGACUUGCACCAAGUGGGCAUCAGCCCCGAUGUGUACGAGAAGCUGGAGGAGCUGGCCAAGGCGAAAGGCAAGACUGUGGAGCACGUGUCCAAUGAGGUGCUGCGAUCUGUCAUCACCGAAUCUUGA